This is a messenger RNA of Pteropus alecto (black flying fox), 996 nucleotides long. RefSeq names its product leukemia NUP98 fusion partner 1 (gene LNP1). The transcript has 4 exons. NCBI's taxonomy places the organism in Eukaryota, Metazoa, Chordata, Mammalia, Chiroptera, Pteropodidae. The record is from RefSeq and is a predicted model, not a curated record. The coding region runs from base 112 to 600 and encodes 162 amino acids.
CUCAAACCCAGAACAGCAAAUUCAAUACUUUCAGGAUUAACUGAGACCUCAACUAGAACGUACGGGACUGCUGCACCGGGACAGGUCUUGGAUAUUUUGAAUCACCUUAACAUGGAGCACAAAGAUGAUGAUGAUGAUGAUGAUGUAUCUUUUGCCAAAUGGAUGAGCAGCUUCUGGGGUCACAGCUGGAUAGAGGAGAAUGAGAGAAGACAGCGGGACCUCCAUGGAUCACAAGAUGCCAGUUGCAGGAAAACCUCCCUGCCCAGCCCAUUUCCUGUGCUUCCCAGGGUCAUAACAUCUGACAGCCAUCCUAGAAGGCAUUCUCAUGAGGACCAGGGAUUUCGAUGUUGUACCUACAUGCGAGAUUACAAAAAACGCUCAGAGGAUGGGUCAUUUAAGGAGCCACUGAAAUCAAAAAGAAGAUCCCAUCCCCAGAUUCAGACAUUUUCAGAGUCUUUUGAACAGCAACUGUGCUUUAGAACCAAACGCUCUGUCUCUUUGGGACCUGAGAGCAGAAAAGAAAGAAAUGAAAGAGAAUGCCUACAGAUGGAGAUAAGUUCCUGCCAGAAAGUGAAGGAAAGAAAGAGCUCUAGGAAGUAAGAACACGAAGAGGCGUACAUGACCCCCCUCUUAGAAAAAGGGCCCAAAUAGCAUUUUGUUUCCACAUCACAGCUACAGAUACUACUGUGUUUUUUGAGUCCCAGUAUACUAUGCUAAGGGGUGGUGCUGUAAAAGGGUGUCUAGAUGCUGAGUGAUAGAAGUGGGUGGAUGGUUCUGCUAGCCCCUAGAAGACUUGCAGCAUACUCCAGCUGCUUCUGGUGUCUUAGUUGAGAGUUUGAUCUGCUUUGUUGCCCUUUUAUAGGAAUAAGAAGAAUAAAAAGUAUUUUAAUAAAGUAAUUCUCGAAAAUGUAAAGAAAGAUAUUUAAAGAGCCACCCACACAUCUACACCAACCCAUCUUUCCCGUCAACCUCGCAAAUAAUUUUGAAUAAACGUCA